Fibroporia radiculosa is the source of this 816-nucleotide messenger RNA. RefSeq lists its product as uncharacterized. The record is from RefSeq and is a predicted model, not a curated record. The coding region runs from base 1 to 816 and encodes 271 amino acids. The transcript has 7 exons. Gene Ontology annotation, cellular component: nucleus. NCBI's taxonomy places the organism in Eukaryota, Fungi, Basidiomycota, Agaricomycetes, Polyporales, Fibroporiaceae.
AUGGCGCCUAAAUACUGGCUCAUGAAAGCCGAACCCGAUUCGCGCAUUGUCAAAGGCAAGGAUGUCAAGUUUAGUGUAGAUGAUUUUGAAGCGGUAAGAUCCACUCCCUGGGAGGGGGUGCGCAAUGCGGAAGCACGGAAUUUAAUGAAGGAGAUGAAGAUGGGUGACAGGGUGCUAUUUUAUCAUUCCAACUGUAAGAUCCCAGGCAUUGCCGCCUUCGCUGAGGUAGAUUCACACCCAUACUAUGAUCCUAAAACCGAACAAGAAAGUCCGAAGUGGUACAUGGUUGACGUGACGUUUGUCGCGAGAACAACUCACUUCAUUCAACUCGCGCUCUUGCGUCAAAUAGCAGCCACUUCCGGAGACGAGCCGCCAACUGAAAUAUCCUACAUUGGUGCUGACGGAGUACAUGCCAUCAAGCAGAUGGCGCUGGUGACGCGAGGGCGGCUCAGCGUGCAGCGUGUUGAAGAAAAGACGUGGGACGUAGUCUCGAUGCUUGCGGAGAAGGGCGGGUGGAACGAAGUGGAUAUAAAGGAUGGGGCAGCGAAGAGAAGAAUUGCGUCUCGGGCCGGAAAAUCACGGAAGAUACGCGUUGUAAAAGGCCGAGGAAAGAAGGUUGAAGCUUCAGAAAACGAGGUGGAGAGUGAUGAAGAUGGAGAUGAGAUUGAAACAGAAAGGGAAGCUCCUGCAGGAGAGGAGGAAGGUAGCAGCAGUGUUGCAAAGCCAGCUCACAGGAAGCGCAAAGUAAUGGACACAGAUCAGGACGACCAGACGGGCACAAGUCUACGACGGUCAACACGCGCCAGGAAAAAGUGA